Molecule: messenger RNA, 4073 nt
Organism: Phialemonium atrogriseum
Lineage: Eukaryota; Fungi; Ascomycota; Sordariomycetes; Cephalothecales; Cephalothecaceae
Product: condensin-like protein
Exons: 5
Coding region: 216-3887 (1223 amino acids)
Biological process (GO): mitotic chromosome condensation; meiotic chromosome condensation; mitotic cell cycle
Cellular component (GO): nucleus; condensin complex; condensed chromosome, centromeric region
Molecular function (GO): histone binding
Source: RefSeq, a predicted model, not a curated record
GACAACACAACUGUCACCCACACAUCGAGAAGCCGAAGUCGAAGCGGUAUCAUCACGGCGCAAAGCUUCCAUCUUUGUGCGUUUGGCACUCGGCUCCAACCGCCAGCAUCCGAUAUUUUUGACAGUCCAUUUCGCUGUUUCUUCUUUUCUUUCUUACUGACCUUCGUCUGCACCUGUCGCAGAGCAGCAAGCACCCCCGCCCUCCACCGUCCGCCAUGGACAACAUAAACUUCGACAUCAACGAUGCGCUCAAGCAUUAUAUGAGCGAUCCCGCCUCCAUCCCCACCCCGGAGGCGGAUGGCGCGCUGGUUGACUAUGAGAGUGACCCGGAAUCGCUGGCGGACAACGGCAUCAUUAAUGGAGUGCUGAACCCCAUCGUUGAUGCCGUCGCCGAGAACCCGGACGCAAUCACACGAAGCGCCCACUUUGACUCGUUACAGUUCCUUCUCAAAUACACGUCUUUCCUCUCGGCCCACGCCCUGAGCAAGAUAUUCGACCUCAUCACAUCCGGGCUCGCCACCGAAGCCGACAUCAUCCACAACGACCUCGAAUCCGACGAGCAGGAGCUCGUAGCGCAUCACAAGCAGCUGCUCGAGGUUUACGGCUUCCUCCUGCAGUGGACAAUCGCCGCCGUCGAGACCAAAGCCGCCGAGAAAUCCUCGACAACAUCCGCAGCACGCGGCCGCGGCAAGCCCCGGGGCAAGAAAGAUGCAGCAGCCAAGGAUAACAGCUGGGACUCGUCGGCCCAGCUCGAGACAGCGCUCAAUACCAUGUGCAAGGUGUUGCGACUCAAGCUGGGGAAGAUCUUCCUCACCACACCUGAGAGAGAUACCUUUGUAGGGCUACUUACGAGACCAGUCUACAUGAUUCUCGAGAGCGAGCAGCGGGCCAAGAACACCAGCAUCCGCAUGCACGCCUUCAAAGUCUUGUGUGUCGCUGUAAAGCAUCACGGCCAUGGAUACGCCGCGCAAAUUUCAAUCGUCCAGAACUUGACCUAUUUCGAGCACCUGUCAGAGCCGAUGGCCGAGUUCCUACAUAUCCUGGCAGAGCAAUACGACUAUCCACAGCUUGCGGACGAGAUCUUGAGGGAACUCAGUAACAAGGAGUUCAAUAGCAAUGAUACCAAGGGCCCCAAGUCUGUAUCUGCCUUCAUGAUCAAGCUCUCCGAGUUGGCCCCGAGACUGGUGAUCAAGCAGGUGACAUUGAUGGCCAAGCAGCUGGACAGCGAGUCGUACACUCUUCGGAGCGCCUUGAUCGAGGUGUUUGGAAACAUGCUUGCGCAUCUCACCAAGACCGACGAGCGCAGCGAGAACCACAAGACGCAGAUGAAUGCCUUCUUUGACGUCUUGGAGGAACGCUUCCUCGACAUCAACCCUUACUGCAGAUGCCGGACUAUCCAGGUCUAUGUCAAACUCUGCGAUCUCGACCAGAAAUUCCCCAAGCGGCGCCAGAAGGCGGCUGAGCUCGCCUGCCGAAGCCUCGAAGACAAGAGUAGCCACGUCAGGCGAAAUGCCGUCAAGCUGCUCGGGACACUCAUCAGGACACACCCGUUCACUGCCCUGCACGGAGCACAGUUGUCAAGAAAGGACUGGCAGGAGCGUCUCGAGAAGGUAGAAUCGGAGCUCAGUGCUCUGAAGCCCCCUGCCGGCGCCCCCGGGCUGGGCGAAGACAAGGCCAAUACCACUGUUGAUAACGAGCUGCUUGACGAGGCGACUCAGCUAGAGUCACCUAAGAAGCAGGUCUCGGAAAUGACCGACGAGGAAAAGAUUGCGGCGAUCCGAAAAGCCCAAGAAGAGGCUGCCACGUCUGAGGCGAUUGAGAAGCUGACGCUCACCAAGCGGUACUACAGCGAGGCCUUGAAGUUCAUCGACGUGCUGCACGAGGCCACAGGAACGGUCUGCCAACUCCUGGGCUCCAAGAACAAGAGCGAGGUCAUCGAGGCGAUGGACUACUUCGAGAUCGGCGACGCCUACAACAUCGAGCAGAACAAGGUGGGCAUUCGGCGGAUGCUCAGGCUCAUCUGGACCAAGGGCAAUAGCGACGAAGGCAAGGGCGUCCAGACACAUCUCAUCGAUUGCUACAAGCGACUGUUCUUCGAGGCGCCCGACGCCUUCAGCCCCAAUGAUGCCGCGAACUAUAUCGCUCGCAACAUGAUCAGCUUGACCUUUGGUGCAACUCCGGCCGAGCUCACAUCGCUCGAGCAGCUGCUGAGCACGAUGAUGAAAGGCGGCAUGAUCUCGGACAUGGUCAUUGCCAAGCUGUGGCAGGUGUACGGCGUGCAGAGGCGGGAAAUCUCGCGGACCCAGAGGCGAGGCGCCAUCAUCGUCCUCGGCAUGCUCGCCACCGCCAGCCCGGAAAUAGUCGUCGGCGAGAUGGAGACCAUGCUCAGGACAGGUCUCGGUGCCCAUGGACGCGCCGAUCUGCAGCUGGCAAAGUACACUUGCGUUGCUCUGAGCAGGAUCAACCCUACCGGCCGGCAAUCCAAGGACUCUGCGGUUAAGUUCUCCAGGUUGCCUAACGAGCACGCCGUCCUCGCCAAGCUCGCUGCUAUCACCGAGGUGCCGUCCGAGAGUAAGGAGUGGUUCGGCGUGGCCGAACAGGCCAUCAAUGCCAUCUACGCCGUCGCGAGACAUCCCGACGUUCUCUGCUCCGAGAUUAUCCGCCACAAGACCAAGCAGGUCUUUUCCGCGCCUCAGAGCUCCCGGCCCAGCUCGCGCGACGAAACCCAGCAUCCAGAACCCAACUCGGGCGCCGGAGACGAAGGCGAGGACGGUGCAGAGACGACAGUUAUCGGACCAUCGCAAUCUCAGUCGUCGUCGGCCGCCAAGAAGUCGAACAACAAGGACGGCGUCAUCGCGCUCUCGCAGCUCCUCUUUAUCGUCGGCCACGUCGCCAUCAAGCAGAUUGUGCACCUCGAGCUAUGCGAGCUGGACUUUAAGCGGCGCAAGCAAGAGAAAGAGAAGAAUGCCGCGGCAGCCUCCCUCUCAGCCUCGACGUCAUCGCGGAAGUCGGCCGCGGCGAAGGACAAGCCCCAGGACCAGGAGGAAGAAGGGGACGAGCUUGACCUCAUCGGCGGCACCACGGAAGACGACUUCACCGACGCCAUGGCGCACAUCCGGGAGCGCGAGCUCCUCUUCGGACCCAGCAGCCUGCUCGCCCUCUACGGCCCCCUCGUGUCGGAGAUCUGCGCCAACAACACGACCUACAAGGACCGCGGCCUGCAGGCGGCGGCAACGCUCUGCCUCGCCAAGCUCAUGUGCGUGAGCGCCGAGUACUGCGAGGCCAACCUCCCGCUGCUCAUCACCAUCAUGGAACGCAGCACCGACGCGACGGUGCGGUCCAACGCCGUCAUCGGGCUGGGCGACAUGGCCGUCUGCUUCAACCACCUGAUCGACGAGAACACCGACUUCCUGUACCGGCGGCUGGCGGACCCGGAGCCGAGCGUCAAGCGCACCUGCCUCAUGACGCUCACCUUCCUCAUCCUCGCGGGACAGGUCAAGGUCAAGGGCCAGCUGGGCGAGAUGGCAAAGUGCCUCGAGGACGACGACAAGCGCAUCGCCGACCUGGCAAAGAUGUUCUUCUCCGAGCUGAGCACAAAGGACAACGCCGUGUACAACCACUUUGUCGACAUGUUCAGCCUGCUCAGCGCAGACCAGUCGAUACAGGAGGAGAGCUUCAAGAGGGUCAUCAAGUUCUUGCUUGGGUUUGUCGAGAAGGACAAGCAUGCCAGGCAGCUGGCGGAGAAGCUGGCGGCCCGCCUGCCGCGCUGCGACACGGAGCGGCAGUGGAGCGACGUUGCGUUUGCGCUGGGCCUGCUGCAGCACAAGAACGAGGAUAUCACCAAGCUGGUGUCGGAGGGGUUCAGGGUGGUCCAGGCUUCCGCUUGAGAAAGUGGUGUGGAGUUUGUUGGUUACGUACCUACCUUUCCUUUGUUUCCUUUAUCCUGGGGCGUCGUUGGCGUUUCGGGGAUAUCCUGCGCGGGGUUGGGAUGCGUGUAUGCCAUGGUGGAACGGUUGGUUGGUUGUAACGAUAACCGUAUGGACAGUAAUUAUGACAAUGCUUCUUGUCCUGAG